This is a messenger RNA of Ostrinia furnacalis (Asian corn borer), 1101 nucleotides long. RefSeq lists its product as uncharacterized. The record is from RefSeq and is a predicted model, not a curated record. The transcript is spliced from 3 exons. NCBI's taxonomy places the organism in Eukaryota, Metazoa, Arthropoda, Insecta, Lepidoptera, Crambidae. The coding region runs from base 538 to 1101 and encodes 187 amino acids.
CUGGAUGGCAUUACUAUGCUGGUCGACGGAUAUAUGUACUACAAACAAACAGUUAAUACUGAAGAAACUAUGUGGGUUUGUUCUGGAAGUAAAACUCACAAUUGCCCAGCCACCAUCUACUCGUUCACUGCGAAUAACUGUGUUCUGAAGCUCAACGAAAAACACAACCACCCUACAGACAAUGAAGAUUUGAAGAAAGUCCAGGAUAAUGUAGAUAAGGCAUAUAAAAAGGAUGUGUAUGUUCGUGGUCCAGGCAUAUUAUGUAAGAAGAUAGGGCCAACGUUGCCGGUCCAGAAAAUACGCCCCAAGAAGUUAAGUCAGUUGACUUAGUUUCUUUCAUGGUAAAUACAAAAACAUAACUUUUAAUGAAGAAGCAAAAUGAAACUUUUGUACAAAAUAUAUUUCCAGAACUGAUCUUUACAAAACAAAUUGUGCCAAUGCAAAUAUUCGGUCAAAACACUUGGAAUUCGUAAACUUGAACUUGAACGGAUAUAAAAAUAACUAGUGCCAAAAAUUUCAAAUCCAGCUACUAUCACUAUGAUGGUUGACGGAUAUAAGUACUGCAAAGAAACGACAAAUAGUGGUGAAACUAGGUGGGUUUGCUCUGUAAAUAAGAUUUACAAUUGCCCAGCCACAAUCUACGUGUACUCAGCUGGCAACAAUAUUCUGAAGCUCAACGAGAAACACAACCACACUAGAGAUCACGAAGGUUUGAAGAGUGUCGAAGUCCCGAUUAAAAAGUCUUUGGAAAAAGAUGUUGAAGGCCCUGCCAUAUGUAAAAUUGACACGGUCGCUAGUAUUGCCGUGCCAGAAACAACGCCACUUAGAAACGAAACUCAGCCAACACCAUCAUCAUCAACUACAUCAUCAAAAAUAAAUGAUGACGCUGAUGAAGGAUCAAGCAAUUCAGCUGAUGGAAUCAUCUUCAAGACUCGUUUGGGGAAGCAAGCCAUUAAAAUAGGCAAGCACCGAUUUGAUAAGGAUUAUGAAAUGAACAAGAAGGUUUUCUGGAGGUGUAACAAGAAGAACAAAGGCUGCAAGGCUUACGUGAGCACCUUUAGUGGCGUGGUCAUGCAAUGCGGAUCACAUAAUCAUGAAUGA